UUCCUCCAUUCUUGUAUGCCAACAACAGCCGUCGAAGAAGCAAGAGUGUGCACUCCUGGUGUAAUUGGUAAAGGGAAGAAAAAAAAUUCUCUUUAGCCUGAAGAUCAACUUCCCUGGUCGUCUGGGAUUAUGGCUAAAGAUGCUGGUCUGAUUGAAACUAAUGGGGAGCUGAAGGUUUUCAUCGAUCAGAAUCUGAGCCCCAGCAAAGGUGUCCUAUCUUUGGUUACUGUUCAGCCUGCAGCUGCUCCUGUGGAGCAGCUACUGCCUAAAAACCUUGGGCCGUCUAAUGUGAAUGUUGCUGCACACGUGCAACAUGUGCCACAUGUGGUGAUAGGAACACCUCAGAGACCAACCGUAUCUAAUGCAGUAUUGGACAGUCCACAUACGCCCAGUUCGCAGUUCCUCACUCAGAGCCAGCCUCCAGAUGCCUCUCCGUGGUCGUCGGGAAAGCGGGGGAAGAAAGGGGAAAAGAACGGGAAGGGAUUGAGGCAUUUCUCUAUGAAAGUUUGUGAGAAAGUGCAGAAGAAAGGAGUUACCACGUACAAUGAAGUGGCUGACGAGUUGGUCGCAGAAUUCAGCUCUACAGACAAUCACAUGUCACCCAAUGAGUCGCAUGUCUAUGACCAGAAGAACAUUCGGCGCCGUGUGUACGAUGCACUUAAUGUGCUCAUGGCCAUGAACAUUAUCUCUAAAGAGAAGAAAGAAAUCAAAUGGAUUGGUUUGCCCACUAACUCUGCUCAGGAGUGCCAAAACCUUGAGGUGGAGAGACAGAGGCGACUGGAGCGGAUUAAGCAGAAACAGUCACAGCUUCAGGAACUCAUACUGCAGCAAAUAGCUUUUAAGAACCUGGUUCAGAGGAACAGGCAGACAGAGCAGCAGGCUAACAGACCUCCACCUCCCAACUCCAUCAUCCACCUUCCUUUCAUUAUCGUCAACACCAGCAAGAAAACAGUCAUCGACUGCAGCAUCUCCAAUGAUAAGUUUGAAUAUUUGUUCAUUGACAGCAUGUUUGAGAUCCAUGAUGACAUAGAGGUGCUGAAACGCAUGGGCAUGGCCUGUGGUUUGGAGGUCGGGAAGUGUUCUCCAGAGGACCUAAAAGUGGCACGCAGUCUGGUACCCAAAGCCCUGGAGCCCUAUGUUAUAGGUCAGAUGGCGAAGGGUCCCAUCAGCAAUGUCUACAUCACCGGAGGGUCUUCUGCGAAUGGAGCUCGUGUCCUGCAAGCAGUGACGGCUGUGCUGACGGGACCAUGGCCUCAAGCUCUAAGAAUCUCACUACAGUGGGUCUCGUGUCGAGACUCCAGUAUCAUACAUGGGGGAUGACGAUGAAGAGGAUGACUAUGACGAAAAUGAUGAUGAUGACUAACCUGUCUGUGGAUCACAACCCUCCAACAAGCACAGUCCUACGAACCACCUUCACCAUGGGGAAUUUAGUCCCCUUUCACGUGUGCUUCUUCAAACUCGCUCCCCUUUCCAUGCCUGUAUGUCUCGUGGCUUCUCAGGGGUGUAGAUGAAUUUUGAAAGCGCAGAGGUGUACUUUGCACCCACUCUUUCCAGCUCCGGAAUCAUGUGCAGCUGCACCACAGCUCUCGGCGAGCUGUUGUCCAGGGAACUGUAGUUUAAAACCUGGACACCAUGCCGAAGUCUUGUAUGUCUACUCCAAUCCCAUAAGCAUCCCUUUGAAUGAAAACUACUGCUGUUGGAGAAUGUAUAAGUAGUUGCUUGAAUAGUUGUCCCUGUUAUGUUGCCAUUGCAGAUGUCAUAACCUAUGAUCAAAUGUUCCAGGUUGGCCCAAGUGUCUGUUUUAUUGCGUGUUGGCAUACUACAUGAUUUCUAUAUGGCCCCAUUUGUCAUGCAUCCCAGAUGGGGCACCAUCUAAUGUUUGAUACUUUUUUGUUUCGCUGUAAUUUCAAACUUGCAUCCUUGUUACAUUGCCCUGGCUCUUUGUAUUCUGUAGGCAGCUGCUUUCAUGAUCUUGUUUCUAGUUUUUUUUGUAUACCAGAGUUGAGGAAUUCACCAUCACCACCCUGUCACACUUGGUAGUGUUUACAAAAGAAGUGCACCAGCAAGGUCAAGACUUCUAGAGAACCUAAAACCCCAAUAGGAAAAUAAGCUUUGUUGAUUGCGUAUCUGAAUCCUAUGAUGAUUGUAGCUUAUAGCAUCUAGAGGCCAGUGGUACAGCUAGACCUGAAAUUAUUAAUGUAUCAAAUGUGUGGUUGUAGUCUGUGUACUCCCUUCAAAGAUCUCCCUUUUAAAACCGAGCAACACGUACUGACUCUUCCAAAUACCCUUUUCUGUAAUCUAAGUUUGCAAUUAAAUAUAGAUUGUUUUAAUAAGUUUGUAUCUAUAAAGGAAAGUUUAACAUUGG
Thalassophryne amazonica is the source of this 2365-nucleotide messenger RNA. RefSeq names its product transcription factor Dp-1-like. Gene Ontology annotation, cellular component: transcription regulator complex; nucleus. Lineage: Eukaryota; Metazoa; Chordata; Actinopteri; Batrachoidiformes; Batrachoididae. The record is from RefSeq and is a predicted model, not a curated record. Gene Ontology annotation, biological process: regulation of transcription by RNA polymerase II; regulation of cell cycle. Gene Ontology annotation, molecular function: DNA-binding transcription factor activity, RNA polymerase II-specific; RNA polymerase II transcription regulatory region sequence-specific DNA binding.